Molecule: messenger RNA, 1711 nt
Organism: Zea mays
Lineage: Eukaryota; Viridiplantae; Streptophyta; Magnoliopsida; Poales; Poaceae
Product: DeSI-like protein
Exons: 4
Coding region: 238-1044 (268 amino acids)
Biological process (GO): protein deubiquitination
Molecular function (GO): deubiquitinase activity
Source: RefSeq, a predicted model, not a curated record
AGCCCUUGAAACGAGGUUUAUAAUGGCAAAAAAAACUCCAUAUAGACAGAAAAAAAAAAGAAAACGCAAAGCAGAACGGUGCCAUCCAAAUUCCAAAGUUUAGAUUGCCUGGACCCAGCCGUUGAUCGUCCGACAGGUGGUCCCGGCCCGUCAUCAGCUCCGGCAGAAGGGUGGGAGUACGGCAAAAGGCCUGCCUCUCUGCGACUGAUCUCCGGCGGCGAGGCGCCGCACCGGGGUAUGGGCCAGGAUGUGGUCGCGCACGUCUACGACGUCGCCACCGCCGGCUCCGACACCACCGUGCUCCACAUCAACCGCUUCUUUAAGGACGCCAUCGGCCUCGGCGGCAUCUUCCACACCGCCAUCCAGGUCUACGGUGAUGAAGAAUGGUCCUUUGGCUACUGUGAACGUGGCACUGGGGUUUUUAGCUGUCCCCCAUGCAAAAAUCCCAUGUACACUUAUCGCGAGUCCAUAGUGCUGGGGAAGACCAACUGCUGUAUCCUCAAGGUAAAUCAGAUACUAAGGGAGCUGAGCUGGGAGUGGCCUGGACAUUCAUAUGAACUCCUGUCAAGAAACUGCAAUCACUUCUGCAAUACCUUCUGCGAAAAGCUUGAAGUAUCGAAGCUUCCAGGUUGGGUCAAUCGCUUUGCAAAUGCGGGUGACGCUGCUCUAGAGGUCGCUGAAACCACAGCAGGAAAGCUGAAACAAGCGAAAAAGGAAAUCGUGACCGCAUGCAAAGCAGCCUCAACAUUUUUGACCGGCACAUCGUCAAGCGCCUCUUCAAAUGCGGAGGAUACGGGUGGCUCAACCUCGACAGGAAAUUCCCUCUUCGAGGGGGCAUGGAUCCGAAGUAUCAUCGGUAUGACAAUGAAGCCGUCGAAGAGCCUAGUCUGUGUAGAUAGUUCAGAUAGCGACAGCUCCGGGAGCGAAUCAGAAUCAGAUGGCGAUCGGCCCAACAGCGAUGACAACGCUGAGCGACAAGCUAAAGGCGUGAAGCAGGAGCGAGGCACGAAAAAAAAGAAUAACGGACCACAUUGCCAUUCAUGAAGCUCACUCACACCAAUACUGCAGAGAGAGGAAAGACUUCUACAUGCUGCCGGGAGCAGACCUACAGCAGGAACUAACUUUACAAUUAUGUUCAUUUCUGGUUGAGAGCUGGGAGCGGCGAAAGGGCCCUGAGGAGUGCGGAGGCGAUGGAGCGCACCACAAUGCGUGCAAUCUUGAGCUUGAUUUGCCCGCGCCGUGGGAGCGGGCGAGCCGUCCUUUGCCUUUCAGCCCUGUAAACUCUGGUGAGACGGGUUGUGCUCGCUUUCUCUGCCAUCCUUGUCAAACGAAGGAGAUGUUUCUUCUGUAGCGAGUAGAAGCUGACGGUGGAGGAGAUGUUAGAGAGCCUGGUUGCACUUAUGCUUAGUUUCAUGCUACUGUGGUCUAUUUAUAGACGUCGAGGAGUUUAUCUGAACAUAAGACAUGACAGCUAGAUUCUUGUUUCUGUGUAGUAUCAACAGAAUGCUGUUCGUUAUAAUAAUCCUGCAGUGUCUGUAGGUAUGAGAAACCUCAGCUGGUGUGUGUGUGUGUGUGUGUGUGUUUGAGUAAUCAUGAUUGGUCUGUUCGUCCGUGUGGCCGAAUCUUCAGAUCUUUGACUUGGUGAUGUCCAUACGCGUCUCUUCGGAGCAGAUACGUAUGCAUCCUAUGAAGAACAAAUGAUUGGCUUGAA